Messenger RNA from Malania oleifera, 1060 nucleotides. Its product is annotated as tropinone reductase-like 1. The transcript has 2 exons. Lineage: Eukaryota; Viridiplantae; Streptophyta; Magnoliopsida; Santalales; Ximeniaceae. The record is from RefSeq and is a predicted model, not a curated record. Gene Ontology annotation, molecular function: oxidoreductase activity. The coding region runs from base 94 to 927 and encodes 277 amino acids.
ACUAUAUAUACCACUUCAAGAGGAAGAUAAAAGUAAACCCACUGCAAACGCUCCUCUCCUUUGCCUGCAGCUUUUCAAAUUUUACAGGAGAAGAUGAGUAGUGCUGCACCUGCUUCUCUUGAAGCACCCACUGCCAGAAGAUUGGAAGGCAAGGUGGCAAUAAUAACUGGCGGCGCAAGCGGGAUCGGAGCAAGCGCCUUGCACCUGUUUUCGCAAAACGGUGCGAAGGUGAUAAUCGCCGAUAUCCAAGAUGAAAUUGGCCAAGCCAUCGCCGACAAGCUUGGCAAAAACGGCUCCUACAUCCACUGCGACGUCUCCGACGAAGACGACGUCCGCAACUUGGUCGACACCGCCAUUUCCACCCACGGACACCUCGACAUAAUGUACAGCAACGCCGGCGUGCUCGACCGCCACCUCGGCAGCAUCAUCGACACCACCAAAUCCGACUUGGAACGCGUUCUCAGCGUGAACUUGAUCGGCUCGUUCCUCGUCGCAAAACACGCCGCUAGGGUCAUGAUCCCUCAGGGCAAGGGCUGCAUCCUGUUCACCUCCAGCGCAUGCACGUCCAUCGCCGGCAUCUCGACUCACGCCUACGCGGCGUCCAAGUACGGGAUUUGGGGGCUGGCGCGGAACCUGGCGGCGGAGGUGGGGCGGUUUGGGAUACGGGUGAACUGCGUGUCGCCGUAUGCAGUAAUGACGGGGAUCGCCAGCGCGGGGAUGAGCGAGGCGGAGGUGGCGAAGGUGGAAGCGGUGUUGAGCGAGGCGGGGAAUUUGAAAGGGGAAGUGCUGAAGGCGGAGGGGGUGGCGCAGGCGGCGCUGUAUUUGGCUAGCGAUGAGGCGUACUAUGUGAGUGGAAUGAACUUGGUGGUGGAUGGAGGGUUUAGCGUGGUGAAUCCUUCCAUGCAGAAGGCUUUCAAUUUGGUUUAGUCAGUAAUCGUGGUACUGUUCAUGAUGAUGUAUGUUGUUUGACUACCUUCGUGUCGACUGCCGUCUCUACUGGAAAUAAAUGGUUUCGUGUUGUCAGUUAAUUGCACUAUAAUUAAUAUAUAGUGUUCAAAUA